AUUGUUUGGAGGAUAAGCAAACGUUUAAUUUUUCAGUUAGAUUAUAUCCGAAUUUAGGGUGUGCAUCCCUGAUCUUUUUGCCUAUUUCAAAGCAAAAAGAUACAAACUGUAUUGGAAAUAGAAUUCUGCUCUAAGCAUAUAGGUGAGCUUUUCAGAGAAGAAACAGAAAACAUCACGAAAGCACAAAAAGUUUUGAGGAAAAGAAAGAAAAGAUCCAAAGAAAAUGACAAACUCAGGAUCAAGUCCACUUAUUGUUUCCUUUGGAGAGAUGCUCAUAGACUUCGUGCCAGACACUUCUGGAGUUUCAUUGGCCGAGUCUUCGGGCUUUCUCAAAGCCCCUGGCGGUGCACCUGCAAACGUAGCCUGUGCCAUCACCAAGCUUGGUGGUCAAUCUGCUUUUAUCGGCAAGUUUGGAGAUGACGAGUUCGGACACAUGCUGGUGAACAUACUGAAAAAGAAUAAUGUGAAUGCUGAUGGGGUUUGCUUUGAUGAGCAUGCAAGAACUGCGUUGGCAUUCGUGACAUUGAAGAAGAACGGUGAGAGAGAAUUCAUGUUUUAUAGGAAUCCCAGUGCAGACAUGUUGCUCAAGGAUACAGAGCUCAACAUGGGUCUGAUCAAGAAGGCUAAGAUAUUCCACUAUGGCUCUAUCAGUCUCAUAACAGAGCCAUGUAGAUCGGCUCAUAUGGCAGCCAUGAAAGCUGCUAAGGAAGCUGGUGUUUUGCUCUCUUAUGAUCCCAAUGUCAGAUUGCCUCUCUGGCCUUCCGCUGAGGCUGCUAGAGAUGGGAUCAAGAGCAUCUGGAACCAUGCUGAUUUCAUCAAGGUGAGUGAUGAUGAAGUCCAAUUCCUGACAGAAAAAGAUGCACAAAAAGAUGAGGUGGUUAUGUCCCUGUGGCAUGACAAACUCAAACUGCUUGUUGUCACCGAUGGGGAGAAAGGUUGCAGAUAUUAUACCAAGAACUUCAAAGGAAGAGUGUCUGGGUUCUCUGUCAAGACUGUGGACACAACUGGUGCGGGGGAUGCUUUUGUGGGCUCCUUGCUUUAUUCCAUGGCCAAGGAUUUUUCUAUUUUUACUGAUGAAGCAAAAUUAAAGGAGGCUUUGUAUUUCGCUAAUGCAUGUGGAGCAAUCUGUACAACUCAGAAGGGAGCAAUUCCAGCUCUUCCAACCCAGUCUGAUGCUCAAGGACUCAUUUCCAAGUCCAAAACCAAAUAAGAUAUCUAAUUUUUUUUUUUCCCCUUUUGAGUAUAUGAUUUAUCCUUUAUUCUGUCGCCAGAAUUGUUUUCUUGUUUCUUCCAACCAUUGGGUUUUCGAAGCAUUGGUCAUUAUGUGGAUAAAUAAUUAAUUAAUAGUCUAGUCUUUGAUUCUAAAUCCACAUGUGUAAACUCUUGUUUACCAUUUCAGUUUGAUUUAUUCAAUGGUAAUAAGAAAUUUUAUCUCA
This is a messenger RNA of Ziziphus jujuba (common jujube), 1436 nucleotides long. RefSeq names its product probable fructokinase-5. Gene Ontology annotation, cellular component: cytosol. Lineage: Eukaryota; Viridiplantae; Streptophyta; Magnoliopsida; Rosales; Rhamnaceae. The record is from RefSeq and is a predicted model, not a curated record. Gene Ontology annotation, molecular function: fructokinase activity. Gene Ontology annotation, biological process: fructose metabolic process. The coding region runs from base 224 to 1210 and encodes 328 amino acids. The transcript is spliced from 5 exons.